Messenger RNA from Acanthamoeba castellanii str. Neff, 915 nucleotides. Its product is annotated as syntaxin protein, putative. The coding region runs from base 1 to 915 and encodes 304 amino acids. Gene Ontology annotation, molecular function: SNARE binding; SNAP receptor activity. Gene Ontology annotation, biological process: intracellular protein transport; vesicle fusion; exocytosis. Gene Ontology annotation, cellular component: SNARE complex; plasma membrane; endomembrane system. Lineage: Eukaryota; Discosea; Longamoebia; Acanthamoebidae. The transcript is spliced from 7 exons. The record is from RefSeq and is a predicted model, not a curated record.
AUGGGUGACUACGAGAUGAAAAACAUGCGAUCAUCCGAUUCGGACAUCGAGAGCGGCGGCGAGCCCGCGGCCGAUGAGGAAUCGACGGCCGAGCUGAACGACUUCUUCAGCCAGGUGGAGGAGAUCAAGGAGGCCAUGGCCCAGAUCACCGAAAAUAUCGCCACCAUGAAGGGCCUCUACUCCAAGCUCCUCACCGCCACCUCCACAGAAGACGCCCAAGAGCUACGGCAGGAGGUGGGCGAAGUGCGAUCGUCGACGGACAAGAUAGCACAGCAGAUGCGCAUAAAGAUGAAGAAGAUGCGAAAGGAGAACGACGACUUUGAGAAGUCGCACGACAACGACCCCUCGCUCGUCAAGAUUCGAAGCAACAUGCACGGCACGCUGGUGCGAAAGUUCCUGGAUCUCAUGCAGGAGUACCAGGCCAUGCUCACCAAGUACGACAAGAAGUUCCGCGACAAGGCCUACAAGGAGGUCCAGAUCGUGGCGCCGGACGCGUCGCCGGAGGACAUUGAUGAGGUGCUGGAGUCGGGCGAGGAGGCCAUAUUCCAGAAGCACAUCAUGGAGGACCGGAAGCACGCCAAGGCCAAGCAGACGCUCGACUACCUCAAGGAGAAGCACAACGAUCUGCUCGCCCUCGAAAAGUCCAUCACCGAACUCAACCAGUUGUUCAUGGACAUGGCGAUUCUCGUCGAGACGCAAGGCGACCUGAUCGAUCAGAUCGAGUUCUCGGUGAUGAACUCCAAGGCCUUCACCGAGAAGGCUGUGGUGACCCUCCAGGAGACCGCCAAGAUCGUCACCAACACGAGAAAGAAAAAAGUGUGCAUCGUCAUCACGGUGAUUCUGAUCAUCCUCCUGAUCGUGGUGGUGAUCGCCGUCGUGUCGGGUGUCAUCCCGCCCCUCGUCAGCAGCGGUUGA